Dimorphilus gyrociliatus is the source of this 378-nucleotide messenger RNA. NCBI's taxonomy places the organism in Eukaryota, Metazoa, Annelida, Polychaeta, Dinophilidae. The record is from the annotation of a GenBank genome assembly.
AUUUUUAUGUUGUCUUAGCAACGAAACAAACUAGUCAACUCCAAUCGGCUGGCAAAUCGGUUAUUGACAAUAUAAUAGCUAUUCAAGCCUCUUCCACAUUAAAUUGAAAGAAUGUCUGCCACAGCCAAUCCUAAAUCUAUGCGACGACCAAAAUCUUGGGACGAAACCGUAGAAGAAGCAUAUAGGUUUCAACUGGCUGGUUACAGAGACGAAAGAGAUUAUCUACAAAUCAACGGAUUGGAAGAAAAUCCUGAUAGGUGGGAACAUAAUGGCUGGAUAAAGAAGCUUAAGAGAAGAGACGGUUUUUUUUAUUAUUUUAACAAAACCAGAGAAUGUUCUGAUAAAGAUGUUCAUAGAACCAAGAUAUAUCUUUAUUAA